GCUAUUGACCAGGAGUUUACAGACAGGUUCAACGAAGCUAAUGCACACUACAAAGCGGGUGAGUUGCUCGAGUGCAUGAACCUCUGCGACAAGCUUCUCGAUGAACCACAUAUCCCACGCUAUCACAAGAUGAAGACUUUGGUACUACUAGGGGCUGUCGUUGAAGACUGGUUCGAAGCCCACGACUGUUUUGUGGCUGCAGAGUCAUUGUGGACAAUGACGAGGCGCUGGAUCCAUGAAGGCGAUGACCAGUUCGUGGAUGACGCCAUGGCCGACAUUCGCAUGUCACUGGAUGAGCUGAACCAAGCGCUG
This is a messenger RNA of Boeremia exigua, 312 nucleotides long. RefSeq lists its product as uncharacterized. The transcript has a single exon. The record is from RefSeq and is a predicted model, not a curated record. Lineage: Eukaryota; Fungi; Ascomycota; Dothideomycetes; Pleosporales; Didymellaceae. The annotation marks the transcript as partial.